This is a messenger RNA of Pestalotiopsis fici W106-1, 1719 nucleotides long. RefSeq lists its product as uncharacterized. The record is from RefSeq and is a predicted model, not a curated record. The transcript has 2 exons. Gene Ontology annotation, molecular function: sphingomyelin phosphodiesterase activity. The coding region runs from base 1 to 1719 and encodes 572 amino acids. Lineage: Eukaryota; Fungi; Ascomycota; Sordariomycetes; Amphisphaeriales; Sporocadaceae. Gene Ontology annotation, cellular component: cytoplasm.
AUGGAUGACCUCCCUACAGAGCUCACCGAGCUCAACAUAUUGACCUUGAAUUGCUGGGGUCUCUUGCAUCUCUCUGCUCAGCGCGCCGCCAGACUCCAGGUCAUAGGCCACACCAUUGGCUCCACGACACCUACACCGCACAUUGUAGCUUUGCAGGAAUGUUGGACUCAGGAAGAUUACCUGGCCAUUCGCCGGGCCACCCGCUUCAUAUUGCCAUAUGGCAAAUUCUACCAUAGCGGAGCGUUUGGAGGCGGUCUCGCUAUCCUCUCCAAAUGGCCGAUAGAGGAGAGCUCCAUGCACCAGUAUCCCUUGAACGGACGCCCGACUGCCUUCUUCCGCGGAGACUGGUUUGUCGGAAAGGGAGUCGCCUGUGCCAAAAUUCGGUACGGGACUGGUCCGAGAGAUGUGGUUGAAGUCUUCAAUACUCAUACUCAUCCCAGCUAUGAACAUGGAACCAAGUGUACAUAUACCGCCCAUCGACUUUCUCAAGCCUGGGAACUAUCCAAGCUUUUGCGCGGGGCUGCUGCUCGUGGUCAUCUAGUCCUGGCACUGGGGGAUUUCAACGAUACACCCAUGUCCCUCAUGCAUCGUAUCAUCACUUCCCACUCUACCGUAAAGGACGUUUGGAGGGUCCUUCACCCUGAUUCAUCCGUGGGUUCAGCCGAUGACGAGUCAGAACGUGCCCGGCGGCGACCUGUUCCAACAGUAGAAUACAAUAUUAAUGAAAACGGCGCCACGAGUAAUACCAUAUACAACACAUGGAGAUGGCCCAAGGCACAGCAAAGACUCCUUGGCAAAGGCCGCGAAAAUGACUGGCCCCAGAUAUCUCCGGAUACCCUCGACCCCAGAGGCCAGCGCAUCGACUAUAUUUUUGCGUCGUCGGGCCUUGCUGAAAAUGAGGAUGCUGACCGGGCUGCUUGGGUCGUCCAUGACGCUCGAGUCGGCAUGAUGGGCCGGCAUCCAGAACUUGGCUGCAGCCUUUCGGACCAUUUCUCCGUCGAGGCGACACUUGUUUUGCACCGCGAGAACCCCACCGUGCCGUCUUCUCCCAUGGGCGAUCAAUAUCAGUAUCAGGGCCGAUCUGCGCAAUACGGACAAAACCUUUUGCCUCGACCUCCCGGGGGUGCCGCCGUAUCCCUGGCCGAAACCAAAGCGACCGAGAUACCAAACGCAGACUUGGAGAAUGGUGUCUACCUACAGUCCCCCUCGACUUCCGAGACGCAUCUGCCGCAGACCAAGAACGAAAGCCCCCACGCGCAACUGCAGUCGUCGUACGCGGCGCAGCUGGCCGCCGCCGCACAGCCCGUCGCCUACCUCCCCGCGCGCACCUACGACGAGAUCCUCGAGGAGAUUCGCGCCUACAUGGCCCGGGAGCGGUUCCAGCGGCGCUGGCGCGGCAUCCACUUUGGCACAUGGCUCAUCGUCACCAUCAUCUGCUACAUUGGCGUGUGGUGGACGCCGCACUAUGUCGCCUUUAUCCUCAUGGUGCUGUCCAGCCUCGGCCUGGCCGUCGGCGUCGUCGACGGCCUGAUUGCCCUCCUCUUUGUCGGCUCCGAGAUGCGCGCCCUCAAGGAGUUUGAGUGGGAGAUUGAAAACGUGCGCACCUAUGCCGUGGCGGCCGAGCGUGGAGCAAGGGGCGCAUCGCCUGCUGCGCAUCACCAUGAGGAGGACCCGCUGCCGCCGAGGACUAGUCGAGAGGGUAGUAGGGACAAGUCGUAA